Messenger RNA from Closterium sp. NIES-65, 2409 nucleotides. The record is from the annotation of a GenBank genome assembly. NCBI's taxonomy places the organism in Eukaryota, Viridiplantae, Streptophyta, Zygnematophyceae, Desmidiales, Closteriaceae.
AUGUCUGCAGGAAAUUUUGGCAGUUUCAGCGCACUGGACUCCCCCUCCAACAGCCCAUUCGCGGCAGAUUCCGCCGUUUCCGCCGCUUCCGCGCUCCGCCGAUGCUCCACCGUUGGGGCGGAGAGGGAGAGGCCGCAGAUGCUCGCUCAUGAUUGGUCCGCUGAUAGAAAUAGCAUCCACGCUAACAUCAUGUUUCCCGCCGACUAUCCUUCGGAGCUGUUACUACUGCCACACCCCCCUCCGCCAGAGAUCUUCGCGCAAGCGCGCGGAGAGGAUUCAGCUGCUGCCGCGGCAAAUCAAUUUCCGCGCAACGCGUCUGCUCCUGCCGCCUCCGCCCCCGCCCCCUCCGCUCCGCGCCGCUCCGCGUCUCCUCCGGCUUCCGUUUCCGCUUCCGCAGACGUCUUCGGCGGCGGCGCCGCCUCGUCCUUCUGCCGCACCGCGCCCUGCCGCAACGGCGCUCAGACCUCCGCCGUUUACGCUCGUGAUAUCACGCUGCCUCCGCUCGCGCCGCCCGCAGCUCCUGUCGCGCCGUUGCUACAACGCGGAAACAGCGGCAAUCAGAUGGAAACGGGUAGCAGGUUUGCGGGCUUGAAGCGGCCGUCAGAUCUGACGGCGACGGUUAUUUCUCCUUUGCGAGAACUCGGGAAACCUCCAGCAGCGGGAGCCGCGCCGGCGGCUCUUCACGCGACUUGUGCUGCCCUCGAUACAAGCACAGUCGCCGAGGCUGGAAACUGGAGCGGAAGCCAGGGAAUGGAGGGGCGGGCAGGAAGAAUUAUACCGAACUGCCCUUCAAAGGGGCAAAGCUAUUGCACUAGUUAUGGUGGCGGAGGAGUCGGGGCGGAUCGCGACGGGUUGGCUGGUGACAAUAACGGAAUGGUUUUGGCCGGUGGUGAUAAAAGCGGGGGCGAAGUGGAAGAAAUGCCUGCGUUAUUGGAAAAAGCGGAUGCGGAUUUAGCGAAUCUGGUGAAUGGGUUUGAGGAGGGAGGUUCGAAAGGUGUUCUUGUAACGGACGGGACAAUGGUGGAUGUUGAACACUGCGAAGAUGUGACUAAAACGGGGAUUUUUUGUGGAUCCGUUACAGGAGGGGAGGAGAGAGCUGCGGAUGGGGCUAAUAACGAAAGGAUGGACGAUGUGGGAGAGCCGGACGAGCUGGAUACGUUCGAUCUGACGCAAAUGGAGGGUCUAGAUCUGCCGAUCGUCAUGUCGGAGGCGAAUCUGGACGAGAUCUCGGGAAUUUCGUCCGCAGAUUUCCUCCCAGAUCUUCCGGAAGAUUUGUUUGCAGAUCUCCCGUUGGAUGCACCCUUCGAUGUAGUCACACUGUGUGAAGACUCGUCAGGUUGUGCAGCAAAGGAAGGCCUGAGCGACACAGCUAACCCUUCUGAUGCACGCUGCGAGGCUAUAACGAAUGUUUCUGCGAGUGACGUUGACCCAGCUUCUGUUGCUUCUGCUGCUCCUGCUGCCAUGUUUCCUGCUUCCUCACAACCUCCCCCCUCCACGCCCGGAACCCCCCCAUUGAUCCGCGCUUCCUCCCCCUCAACCUUCCCCAGUCCGCUCCUCAAGCUUCCCCCCUUCCUCCCCCCACAGCCGCUGCUCCGCGCUGCUCCCUCUUCCGGAGGUGGGAGGGGGCGGGAUAGAGGAGAGGCGGUUGGGGAGGGAGGAGCGGUGAUGGGGGAAAGAGGAGAAGCAGCAACGGCAGCACCAGCAGCAGCACUAGCAGCAGCACCAGCAGCACUAGCAGCAGCACCAGCAGCACCAGCAGCAGCAGCAGCAGCACCAGCAGCAGCAGCAGCAGCAGCAGGCUUAAUUGGGGGAAAGAGGGGCGCAGCAGGCGUGAAUCAACAAGUGGCAGCAGCAGUGGCGUUGAAUCGGCUGCUGCAGCAGAGGCAGAUGCUGAGUAACCCUGCAAACAACCCCAAGCAGCAACUGCUACUCAGAGCCCUCACCGCUGCUGCCACUACAGACUCAGGUGUACCGCCCGCUGCUCUUGUCUCAGUCAUCGCAGCCUCGGCAGCAGCCUCGUCGGCUGCAUCGGCGGCAGCUUCGUCGGCAGGUUCGGAAGCAGGUUUGGGGGCAGGUUCGGCUGCUGGUGAAGCUUCUUGUGUGGGAGUGACAGGGGUGCCCCAGGUGUCGAGCCUGCCGCAGGGUUCUCCUGGAAGGUCUGGUAUGGAAAUCAACACAGCGGUGCUUGCCUCUCUGCUUGCCUCUGCUUCCUCCUCGCCCUCGUUUGCCACCGCUGCUGCUGCCUCUCCUUCUCCUGCUGCUGCUGGUGCUUCUGGGGAUGCAGUGAGUGUGGCAAGGGCUCUUCAACAGAGGGGAGCAGUGCUUCUGCUGCAGCAACUGCUAACUCCUUGUCAGGCUGGUGCAUGCGAUGCGAGCGAUUUCGUUAUUAACACCGUUUUCCAGACUUGA